AUGAAGAGAGUGACUGACCCGUUUGACGAUAAUGCGAAGGCGCGGAUCGUCGGCGGCGAUAUGACCCGACCCGACUACGUCAGCAGCGGCAGCGACCACAGCGCCGAGGCCGAUGACGACGACGUCACUUCCUCGAGCCUCUCCGCGCUCUUCUUCGGCUGCGACGCUGUCGAAUCGGCGGCGGAGGACUGCGACGGUGCGGAUGCGGAGCUCGAUCGGGCAAUGUGCGAUUCGAUCUCGGAGAGCGUGGAUCUGAUCGCGAGGAUCGUGGAGAACGAGGCGGAUAUGUUUCGGAAUCAGCUUAGGGUUCAGGUUAGGAGAGCGGCGGAGAUAUUCGCGUGCCUGAGAUCGAACAAGCAGAUGAUGCGGCGGAAUGUGAUGGCGUAUUUGAGGAACUGCGGCUACAAUGCGGCGGUUUGCAAGACGAAUUGGCCGAGCUCCGCCGGUCUCAGCGGAGGAAGCUACGAGUUCAUCGACGUCGAUUCGUCGGCGGUGAGAAUGAGAUACGUAGUCGAUUUAGAUUUCGCGGCGGAAUUCGCGAUCGCGCGGCCGACGAGCUCGUACGAGUGCCUCCUACGGCGAUUGCCGCGGAUCUACGUCGGAACCGCGGAGGAAAUGAGGCAGAUCCUGAGAGCGGCGAGCAGCGCCGUGAGGUGCUCGCUGAAGAGCGGAGGUUUGAUUCUGCCGCCGUGGAGGAAGCACCGCUUCAUGCAGUGCAAGUGGCUGGGACCGUACCGGCGGACGACGAAUCUGUUUCCGUCUCCGGCGGCGGAGAAUCGCGUCAAGUGCCGCGCCGUUGGGUUUGACGCUGCCGCUAACGGCGGCCUUUUGGUGUUUUCGGCGGCUAGUAGAACGAGAUGA
Salvia splendens (bonfire salvia) is the source of this 861-nucleotide messenger RNA. RefSeq lists its product as uncharacterized. The record is from RefSeq and is a predicted model, not a curated record. Bases 1 to 861 code for a protein of 286 amino acids. The transcript has a single exon. Lineage: Eukaryota; Viridiplantae; Streptophyta; Magnoliopsida; Lamiales; Lamiaceae.